GCGCCCGUUUCAGCAGUAAGUUCUAAAAUCUGCGUUGCUAGACGCACUUCCUGUGCCGCAUGAAUAAGGAGAAAAUGGCGAAUCAGAAAAUGGAUGUAGAUGAUGGCCCUCCACCCAACCAUGAGGGAAUCAAGCAGUAUUAUUCCAGUAAAAUUGAGUCACUUCAGCUUGUAGUUACUGACAAGACCCAGAAUCUGAGACGUCUAGAGGCGCAGCGAAAUGAACUGAAUGCUAAAGUGCGAAUGUUGAGGGAGGAGCUCCAGUUACUACAGGAACAGGGCUCGUAUGUUGGAGAGGUGGUCAAACCCAUGGACAAGAAGAAAGUGCUCGUGAAGGUGCAUCCAGAGGGGAAGUUUGUGGUGGACUUAGACAAGAACAUAGACAUCAAUGAUGUAACCCCCAACUGCAGAGUAGCUCUUAGGAAUGACAGCUACACUUUGCAUAAAAUAUUGCCAAACAAGGUUGACCCGUUGGUGAGCCUUAUGAUGGUAGAGAAGGUACCAGACUCGACAUACGAGAUGGUGGGAGGUCUCGACAAACAAAUCAAGGAGAUCAAAGAAGUCAUAGAACUGCCUGUCAAGCAUCCAGAGCUGUUUGAAGCCCUUGGCAUAGCCCAGCCCAAGGGCGUGCUGUUAUAUGGACCCCCUGGUACAGGGAAGACCCUGCUAGCACGUGCAGUUGCCCACCACACGGAGUGUACGUUCAUCCGCGUGUCUGGCUCAGAACUGGUGCAGAAGUUUAUAGGAGAGGGCUCGAGAAUGGUCCGAGAGCUCUUCGUCAUGGCCAGAGAGCAUGCUCCAUCCAUUAUUUUCAUGGAUGAAAUAGAUUCUAUAGGAUCAUCACGCUUAGAAAGUGGAUCUGGAGGUGACAGUGAAGUGCAGAGGACUAUGUUAGAGCUUCUGAAUCAACUCGAUGGCUUUGAACCAAAACAAAAUAUCAAGGUAAUCAUGGCCACUAACAGAAUAGACAUCCUGGAUUCAGCCUUGCUCCGUCCUGGCCGCAUAGACAGAAAAAUCGAGUUCCCACCACCCAAUGAGGAGGCCCGUUUGGACAUCUUGAAGAUCCACUCCCGCAAGAUGAACCUGACCCGAGGCAUUAAUCUCCGCAAGAUUGCUGAAAUGAUGCCUGGGGCCUCAGGGGCUGAGGUCAAGGGUGUGUGUACUGAAGCUGGGAUGUACGCUCUCAGAGAACGCAGGGUUCAUGUCACUCAGGAAGACUUCGAACUGGCUGUAGCCAAGAUUAUGUUGAAGGAUUCUGAGAAGAAUUUCUCAAUCAAGAAACAGUGGAAGUAGUGAACGACAUUCACAGCAGGGUGAUUAACAAAACAGUCUCUGACCAGUCUCUGAUUUGUACAAUACAUGGAUUUGUGUUGACUUCUAGGCAGAUUAAAGUUAAUUUUGCAUUUAAUACAAUAAGUUAGCUGCUCAAGUGAGACAUAUGAGAUUGUUUUCUAUAAAAUAAUGGUUUCUGAUAUCAAAGGAAAUACACAUACAUCUUAAAGGUGUACGAUUAUUGAUAUAAUUAUUUCAACUCUAAAAUAUGUCAACUUUAUGCAUCAGAGGCAAAAUGUUUAAUUCAUUCAGCAAUUGUCAGAAAAGUUUAUGAUUAAAUAACAAAUGUUUAUUAUGCCCCCGGUAGGAGGGCAUAUAGUGAACGGACUGUUUAUCCGUCUUUCUGUCACACUUUGCGUUUAGGUUUCGAAAAAUGCUCAUAACUUCCAUGUCCCUUGAGAUGUAACCUUCAUAUUUGGUAUGCUUGUGUAUAUGGACAAGGCCUUUCCAUACGCACACAAAUUUUGACCCCUGUGACCUUGACCUUGAACUUAAGGUCCGUGUUUAGGUUUCGAAAUCUGCGUUUAGGUUUAGAAAAAAGCUCAUAACUUCUAUCAAGCGUUUAUAGGGGGAUACUACAUUCGGAUUAGGAGCAGUGGACCCAGUCUCUUAUGGAUUUCAGAGUUCAAUUUGUGCUAUUUGGAAGAAAUACUGUUCUCAUUCUUUAUUGCAUAUUAUUUUAUGCUCAUUGUACAAUUAUAUUUAUCAUUUUUCGAUUAAAAUUCCCGAGGAAUUUAAAGAA
Dreissena polymorpha is the source of this 2073-nucleotide messenger RNA. Its product is annotated as 26S proteasome regulatory subunit 8. Gene Ontology annotation, molecular function: proteasome-activating activity; ATP binding; ATP hydrolysis activity. The transcript is spliced from 13 exons. The record is from RefSeq and is a predicted model, not a curated record. Gene Ontology annotation, biological process: proteasome-mediated ubiquitin-dependent protein catabolic process. Gene Ontology annotation, cellular component: proteasome regulatory particle, base subcomplex. Bases 60 to 1292 code for a protein of 410 amino acids. Lineage: Eukaryota; Metazoa; Mollusca; Bivalvia; Myida; Dreissenidae.